AUGGAUGUUGUAUUCAACAAAUUAAAGACUAAGGUUUCAAGUGCCCUACCUGGUAAUCCAUUAACUCGAGAGUAUGAUAUUGAAAAACAAAUUGGUCAAGCUGGUCCAGGUUUAUUAUGGAAAUUGUACUUGGCUAAAAAACGUUCAACUCAACAAGAAGCUACAAUAUGGAUUAUGGAGAAAAAGUUACUAGAUUCCUAUCCAAAAUUGCAUCGUGAUUCUAUGAUUGAAAUACUUAAACAUGGUGUAUCUACACUGACACGAAUUAAACAUCCAAAAAUAUUAUCAGUAUUACAACCGUUAGAAGAGUCACGUGAAAGUUUAGCUUAUGCAUCAGAACCAUUAUUUACUUCGUUGAGUAGUGUAUUGUCAAAGGAGUCAAUAAACAAUGGAAAACAAAAUGAAUCCAUGGAGUUUUCUUUAUCAGAUACUGAGAUUAAGUAUGGUUUAGUACAGAUUGCUGAAGCCUUGAAUUUUUUACACUGUGAUUGCCAUCGUGUACACUUGAAUUUGACGCCUGAAUCUGUUGUAAUCAAUCGUUUUGGUAUUUGGAAACUUUGUGGAUUUGAAUUUUCACAAGUGUUUAAUCAAGAGGAGAAAUGUGAACAAUCAAUUGUUAGAUUGCCUACCUGGCAGUCAAGUUUAAUGCCUACAUGUCAAUUGAAUCUGAGUGCUAGUAGCCCAGAGGCAAUUUUACAGGGAGAAGUUACUGCUGCUAGCGAUAUGUUCUCCUUGGGUCUUCUUAUCUGUACACUAUUCAAUCGUGGAAAAUCAAUUCUAUACGUUGGAAACGAUUAUUCAGCUUAUAAACGAACUGUAAAACAGCUGCCGUCAAUGUUAUCCAGUAAAGGAUUGAAUCUACCAAAUAAUUUGAAGGAAUACGUUAAAAUGAUGAUUUCAACCGAUCCUCAAAUUCGUCCAGAUGCAGUUCAAUUUCUUAGAACACCAUAUUUUGAAGAUGCAUCCAUGUCUGUUCUACGCAGUGUAGAUAAUAUGUAUCAACUAGAUAAUUUGGCUAGAUCACAAUUUUAUAAAUCUCUGCCAAAUUCUAUUCAUACAUUACCAAAACGUUUAUGCCUAUAUCGUGUAUUUCCUCAAAUUGCUGAAGACUUUUCCAAUCCACAUAUGGUACCGUUUAUUCUACCGGCUGUUUUACAAAUUAUGGAUAAUGUUACUCAAGAUGAAUUUAUUCAAUAUAUGUUACCUCGCCUUAUUCCUGUUAUGUCAAUGAAAGAGCCUAUACAAAUCAUAUUAAUAUUUUUACAAAAUUUACACAUAUUAAGUGCGAAAUUCCCGAUUAAAGAAUUUCGUAAUUAUGUUCUACCAAUGCUACAAUUAGCCUUGGAUAUGGAUAAUAAAAUGAUACAAGAACUUUGUCUUAAAUCGUUACCUAGUAUAGGUAAAGCAAUGGAUAUAAGUUUACUUAGAAAUUCUCUUCUACCUCGAAUACAACGGUUAUGUUUAGCUACAGAAUAUUUAUCAACACGUAUGAAUUGUCUUGUAUGUAUUGGCAAAUUAUUAGAUCAUUUAGAUAAAUGGAUUGUUAUGGAUGAUAUUUUACCGUUUUUACAACAAAUUAGAUCACGUGAACCGACUGUUUUAAUCGCUGUGUUAGGUAUAUAUCGUUUAGCCUUCAGUCAUGAGAAGUUAGGUAUAAGUCGAGAGAAAUUGGCUACUAAAGUGCUUCCUUACCUAAUUCCAAUAUCAAUUGAAAGUAGUCUUAAUUUAAAACAAUACAAUGCUUAUGCAUCUUUAAUACGAGAUAUGUGUGCAUAUUUGGAACGAGAACAAUAUGCUAAAUUGGAACAAAUGCAUGGUGCAACUGAUGAAGACAGCAUGUUGAGAAUUGGGAAUGUGGAUGAAAGUAUUUGGACUUCAUCAAAUUCUUGUUCAGAUUUGAUGACUCGUCUGAUUCGUACCUAUUUGGAUGAUGCUGAUCAAUACGUGAAAGAGAAUGUCCCUGGUUCAAUCAAUACUACUAAUACCAAUAAUAAUAAUAAUGAUAUGAAGAAUGCAAAGGAUUCAUCGUCACCUAUAUCUCCUACAAAAUCGUCAACAACAUAUAAUGAAAGUAUUUGCUUAAGUUUAGAACAAAAACGUCAAUUAGCUGCUAAACAAGAACAAAUUGAACGUUUAUCGUUGUCCAGUCUACCAUCAUUAUCAUCACAAAACGCUUUUGAACCAAUGAAAUUAAUAAAUAAAUCAAAACCGAUUGAUAUUACAAAUUCUUUGAUAACCUAUAAUUUGAAUGCAAUCAAUAGUCCAUCGAAAACAAUAAACAGUAAUAAUAAUAAUAAUAAUAAUAAUAAUAAUAAUAAUAAUAAUAAUAAUAAUAACAGUAGAUUGAAUACACUAUCAUCGAAUCGUUUAGGAACAGGAAUACCUUUAGCGCUGAUUACACCACCACCAGCACCAGCACCACCUCAGUCACAACCACAAUUUUCAUAUAGACAGAAUGGUGUUUUCAAUACAUCAUCGUAUUAUUCAAACAAUUUUAAUCAAGGUUCAAAUUCAAUUGUUCCCUUCUCUACAACCUCUACCACUAUCAAUAAUAGUAAUGCUAAUUUGUUGAAUUAUACACCAUUCUCCUUAACAACAACAACAACAACAGUAAUGUCUAACAAUAUCACAAUGAAACCAUUUAUUCAACAAAAUUAUAUCUCAAACAAUAGUACUGGAUUUACUACACCCCAAUUAUUCUCAACAACAAAUCAAAUGAUAACUACACGUUUAUCUCCGACACCAUUAUCAUUGAUUUCCAGUGAAAAUUUAUUCAAGCCAACUGAUAAUACAUCAAUUAAACCAUUAACUAAAUAUGAUAUAGACGAUUUAUUAAGUUAA
Heterobilharzia americana is the source of this 2841-nucleotide messenger RNA. Lineage: Eukaryota; Metazoa; Platyhelminthes; Trematoda; Strigeidida; Schistosomatidae. The record is from the annotation of a GenBank genome assembly.